This is a messenger RNA of Podarcis muralis (Common wall lizard), 1927 nucleotides long. It is a transcript of the gene FSTL3, whose product is annotated as follistatin like 3. NCBI's taxonomy places the organism in Eukaryota, Metazoa, Chordata, Lepidosauria, Squamata, Lacertidae. The record is from RefSeq and is a predicted model, not a curated record. Gene Ontology annotation, biological process: regulation of BMP signaling pathway; negative regulation of activin receptor signaling pathway; multicellular organism development. Gene Ontology annotation, molecular function: protein binding; activin binding. Gene Ontology annotation, cellular component: extracellular region.
GGAAAAUUUUGGGAAUGAGGAGGAUGCUAAUCUUCCCAAUCCAGAAGUUUAGGAGGGAGAGAGGGAAGAGGAGCGCCGCGCGUCGCCAGCUGCGCCGCCUCUCUCUCCCAUCGCGCGCAACUGGAGCGCACAGGCGUGCGCCACGACCCGGGAGGGCGCGUUAUUGAUGCUUCUCUUAACGAUCCGGAUUUGGCCGCAUUCAGGCUGGCCUGGGGCGCAAUACACUCCCCAGACACGUUACUGGCUGCCCUCGACACCGCCUCCCGUGGAGCUAUGAUUCAGACUGUUACAGACACCCUCACACACUUCACAGAGAGAGAGAGAGAGACGCGGGGAGAGGAGACGGGGGUGCUCUUAAAACGGGGAGAAACGAGGCGGUGCCAAAGAGGACCCCGGAUUAUUCCCAAGCUAGGUGCCUGCCCUCUGCUGAGACUUCGCUCCUGCUUCGGAGAGACAAGAAUCUGAACUUUCCUGGACGCUUCCAAAUUUUCUUUUCCCCUGUGGAUUUCUCUCCCUCGCGCCUCGCCAUGAAAUUCUGCCUUCUGCUCCUGAGCGCGCUCUGCGCUGCCGGCGGGGGCUCCCUCUCAGGCGGUAUCUGCUGGCUGCAGCAAGGGCGCGAGGCUAAAUGCACCAUGAUCGUCCGGACCGGCGUGAGCUGGGAGGAGUGUUGCGCCAACGGCAGCACGGAUAUGGCCUGGUCGAACGCCUCGCACCCGGACAACAAGAUCAGCCUCCUCCGGAUCCUGGGGCUCGUGACCUGUCACCCUUGCAAAGAGACCUGCGAAGGUGUGGACUGCGGUCCGGGAAAAGUCUGCAAAAUGAAAUACGGGCGCCCGCACUGCAGCUGUGCCCCAGAUUGCUCCAAUCUCUCCCGGAAACUUCAGGUGUGCGGAUCCGAUGGCUUCACCUACCGAGACGAAUGCGAGCUUCUGACGGCAAAAUGCAGAGGACAACCCGACCUGGAAGUCAUGUAUCAAGGCCGGUGCAAAAAAUCGUGCUCCACUGUGGUGUGUCCCGGGACCCACACGUGUGUCGUGGACCAGACCGCCAGCGCCCACUGCGUCAUGUGCCGGGCCGCCCCUUGCCCGGACCCCACCGACAUCGACCACGCGAUCUGCGGGAACAACAACGUCACGUACCCCUCCACCUGCCACCUCCGAAGAGCCACCUGCUUCCUGGGGCGGUCCAUCGGCGUCCGACAUUACGGAAGCUGCGCAGCCCCGAACCGAUACCCGCUGGACACAGAUGAAGCCGAGGAAAACUACAUCUGAACCCGCCUUUGUGAUCUAUCCGACUCCCGACGACACGCUGGGGCAUUAUCUGUUAACGAUGUACAGACCGUAUAUAUCUGAUAUUUAUUAAGACCAAAAGACGACGACAGCCUUAUUUAUAUAUAUAUAUAGACAGAUAGAUAGAUAGAUAUCUCGGCUGAUGUAACCUAAGCAUAUCUGCCCCAGUUUUUCCUCCUCCUCCUUCUUUUGGACACCCUCCCACUCUGCAGAAUUCUCCUCCAAUAGUGCGGAGGGAGACCUACUCCACAUUGUGAGAGAGAGGGGGAAGCCGGGACUGCAGUUCUUGAGGUCUAGCAGCUUAGCUCAGAUCAGUAUGGGGUUCUCUGCUCUCUGCUUGCCUCUCGGCGACACCCUAUCCCUGCCCUACGAUCCUUUCUCUGUGCUGAGUUGAAAAUUCAGGCCCCGCCCCAACUCCCGAAGCUGCGCCGUUUGUUAACAUCCCGUUGCUGACUCUUCCCACAAACAUUCCGUGACAUCACAGGGAUCAAGCCAAUAGGCACACUUUGGGGCGGGAACUCACCCGGACAAAUUACCAGUUUUUAGCCUUUAAAAAAAUAUAUACGUAUAUAUCUCUCUCUAAUUUAAAUUCACCACUAUGGUCACACCGAGUGCCUCAUAAACUGGGUGUUGUUGUU